UGAAGGAUGGAAACGGGGGAAGGGUGAUUCCCCACCACCACCACCAGAAAACUACGCUUCCCAGCGUGCUGAGGCUUGUCGAGUGUGUGACGUCGCUCCGCCUGUCAGAGUUGGAUUUUCGCGCGAAAAAAAAUAGAAAGGUUUGCAAAGCGGCAGAGAGAGAGAGAGAGAGAGACAGCGAUAUCGACGUUGCAGGGGCUCGUGCAGGUAACUGUCGCGUGCAGGCCGCUGAAGGAACCUUCGCAACGAGGGGGGGAGGGGCGGGGUAAAGUUUUGGCGGGAAUUCACUGGGCAGCGCGAGACGGAGAGUGGGCCCCCCCUUUCGCGAGGGGGGGAAUGGCGGGAAUGUGGCAACCCCUCCCCCCACCCCAGUUCUCCAAGGAGGCGCCCCCUCACCUGCCCCUUUUUUCUUCUUACUCUUCUUCCCAAGGACCCAAGAGGCCGUCGGGUAUUAUUCUCUUUGGCUCCCAUCACCCCCACCAUCACCUCCGCUGGAGGUGGCCUCCUCUGCUCCUCUCAGUGGAUGGGGUUCUUUAAACGAAAAACGGUUUAUUCGUUCGUUGUUUGUCUCAUUCGCCGUUAUGAGGGCGGCGUUUUUCUAUCUCUCCCCCCCCCCGCACGCCUUUCUUCAACAGAAGGUGUGGCGACGUUUUUUCAUACAAAAUGAAGGGGCGCAGGCAGAGAUACUAUUGUGCCGACAAGGGCCAACCAGCCUGUUCCUGGUGAAAGAAACAAAUCCUGCCACAUCCGGAGUUCUGUUUCUUGGUCAUUUAAAAUGUGGCAGGACACGGGAAACUAGAUAAAACUGUGGGGCACUUGAGCGUCACCAUGGACGCCUGUUUGGGUGCUGAGGUUCCUGCGCUUUCAAAAGUUAGGAAGCAGAGGAAAGCCUCUCCUGCUGAAGUUUCUCCUUUUCCACAACUUUUAAAGGCACAGGGACCCUGUCCCUGCUUUCUAUCAGGCAACAUAUGUAGCAGCUGCAAGGAAUUUUGCCUACUGUGUAUUUGUAAGUCGAUUAAUCUUAAGAGGUCUAGCACUUCUCUGCUAUGCAGCUGAAGCACAAGGAUGUUCCUCUAGACCCUGAAAAAGACAUGGCACCAGAUAAUGUAGCUUCUCCACUGUACCUUUUGCUUCACAGAUCUUUCCUUUUUUUAGGUUGCAUGCUCUUGGCUGUGUAGUGCCACAGGAAGCGUUUCAACAUAAUUUCUUUUUUUAAAAAGAAAGCCUUAAUUCCACACACAUAUAUUCAGCAGCUGCCAUCCCCUUCUAUCCUGUCUUGUGGCACAUAGUACUAUGAGGGAUUUACAGGGGGACUGCACCCACACCCACACCCACACCAAAUUGUAGUUGAGGUGUUUUAUGCACAGUUGAGUAAAACAGUUCUAAUCCAUGUUAGUGACGGGGGAUAUAAAAUCAUUAGCUAGUACAGUAGUCUUGAUUAGUUCACAAUAUACAUGUAAGAUUAUGUAUAGAAGGGUGCACAAGUUAGCUGCAUUUUUUUUCCACCACCCUUUCCUAUUUAAAUUCAUUUUAGUCUCAAGGACAACUGGGGCCAAGUGACACUACAGGAAGUGCUCUCCUUCUUUUUCCUAAGGUGCCUCUGUCAGUCCCUCGCCAACUCCAUCCUCUUUUUUUGUACCUAGCGAAAGGGUUGUGGAGGCUCACAGCACUGUCUCUCAGCUGACUAGGAGGGAACUGUAACUGUGGAGACACUGUAUUGUGAACCAGACAGCUGUGUCUCAUAAGACUAGCUAUUCAUACUACACUUUUGGGUUUCCUCCACAGUACAAGUAUGUGCCGUAUGUGUGAAUGUUUGAGGUGUCGUGUAUACUCCGUAGCAUGCUCCCACUGUCGUGCCUUUAAAUAUAUAUAUAUAUUCAUUCAUUUCUAAUUGUCAUAUCACAAUGACUUGGAAUGGAUAUCAACACUUAAAGCAAGAUCAUGAAAAAUAUGAAGUACUGCAUCUUGAGAUGGAUUAAUAUUUAUACUUUAUUUGCCUGAGCUUUAAAAUCAACCCAGAUGAGGUCUUGCCAUACUUCUGGGAGUAGUUCAGGCUCGAACUAACGCAUGACUUGUUUGUUCAUCUGCUUCCUCUUUUCAUUUUUAUCAGCUAUAGCCCAUGAGAGGAUAGAAUCUAACAACCUGUUCCAUGAACCCCACUUGUGCUCUCUUUGCCUUGUGGAAGUGGCCAGUCGAGUUGUUAUUCUGACAGCAGGUUCAGUACUACCCUUAUGCAAAGCUGCACAAUGCAAAGCACUAUAAGGUAAGCAUCACCUUGGAAUGUGGGAAUGAGGAGAACUUUCCCCCCCCAAAUGUUCAAACAUAGAAAUUGGCAACUUGGGGAAAUGUUUCCUUGUCAAAUAUUUUUUGCUGGGCUGAACAGUGUGAUCGUUCUUUGUCAGCCUUUUCAGACCCAGUACCCGCUUUUAACCCAGACAUGCAUUUGGGGACCCACUUCUUAAUCUUUUACCAUACAUUUGCACGGUGGUAGUUUUCCUGUAGCAACCCACUUUGGAUCAGGCCACAACCCACUAGUGGGUUCCAACCCACCAGUACUGUGUGCAUGGUUCUCAUUCUCCCUAUUUUUAUCCUCACAACAACCCUGUGCGGUAGGUCAGGCUGAGAGAGACUAGUUGGCCCAAGGUCACUUAGCAAGCUUCAUGACUGCAUAGGAGGACUUGAACCCUACUCUCCUAGUUCCUAGUCUGCCCCUCUAACCACUCCACCAGCACUGACUUGCCAUGUAUCAUCAUGCGUACUAUUUCUACCUAAGAUACCCGUGUAAUAAUAUGUGACUCUAUUGGGUAUUGGGGGGAGCUGUUGGCUUUUCGAACAGCCAGAAGUACUGAUAACUUCAGUCCUGUUGUUGAAAGAAGUAGGUGAACUCUGCUGCCAGGAGUAGAGGAAGAUAACAGACAUAACCAUAUUUAUUUGUAUCUGGGCAGAUCAUUCUUCCAGCCCCUGGCACAAACAAAGCCUGGAAAAGAAGCAGCAGAGAAGAAUCACCUGGAAGAGGAGCCUGCCCCCAAAAGGUAAGUCACAUUGGGGUAUGCACUGUAUAUGGACAAAACUGUACACUACUCCCCCUUUUUAAUGCAGUUUGAAACUCUCAGGAUGCAAAAUUUUCAUAGAAUAACAGAUUCCACACAUGCACAAUAAAAUCUGCUGAAGACCAGUGCUUUUAAGUAAGAGUCUUUUGGUUUUACUCUUACAAUGCAGUGGUACUUUGGUUCUCAAACUUAAUCCAUUCCAGAAGUCUGUUCCAAAACCAAAGCAUUCCAAAACCAAGGUGUGCUUUCCCAUAGAAAGUAAUACAAAACAGAUCAAUCCGUUCCAGACUUUAAAAAACAACCUCUAAAACAGCAAUUUAACAUGAAUUUUACUAUAUAACGAGACCAUUGAUCCAUAAAAUGAAAGCAAUAAUCAAUAUACUGUACUAAAAAAUAAAUAAGACAGUAUUGUAGAUGAUAAAAAUAAAAAUUAAUUUUUUUCUUACCUGCACUGAUGAUAGUCAUUGUUUGAAUGGGGGGCUUUUAUCCAUUUCCGCAGUCACACAAUCCAUCAGUAGCUGAACUGGGUUCCACACAGUCACAAAAACAAGUGAACUGAAAAAGCCUCAAAAACAAAAAUGCAAAAUAAAAAGCAAAAACAAAAGCGCCAAACUUAAUCUAUUCCGGAAGUCCGUUUGAUUUCUGAAAUGUUCGAAAACUAAGGCACAGCUUCUGAUUGGUGCAGGUGCCCUGGAAACAAUAGCUGACAGCCGGGUUUUCGGCGUUUAAGAACCAAGGCACCACUGUAUUUUCUCAAAAUAUUUAAAAUGCAUUUAAUGAUAUUAGAUAAAUACACGUGAAGAAGUACAAAUUAGGAACAGUGUUAAUGUAAAACAAUUUUAUACUUCCAAGCAGCACUUUUCAAUUCUACCACAUGUUUCUCUCUCAGAAGCAAAGAAGCUUUAAUUACUGUUAUUACAUUUAUAUCCCACUUUUUAGGAUAACAGAUUUCUUGUUGAAGCUAAAAAUGAAAUUUAAAGGAAAACCAAAAAUACUGUUCAGCAAUCCAAUAUGGUCAUUAUCUGUUUAAAUAUGAAAUAUAUUUUUAUUUUUAUUUUUGUUAUAAUUAUGUCAUUGGUUGUAUUACUAUUAUUAUAGAGUGGGAGCAUUUAUUAUUCCAACACUGAAAAGAGUUGACCCUCUUAGAAGGUUGGUAAGGAACUGUAUCAUGUGAUGGACAAGAGCAUUCCAAAGCAGUUAGAAUCGGUUAGGAGAAAGCUGCAAUCCAAUAAACUCUUGCCCAUCCAUAGGGCUUAAUUCUGAGUAGACAAGUGUAGUCCAAGUAGCAUGAAACAAAACAGGAGAAUAUGGAAAGAGAGACUUCACAGGUGUUUUAGUGUCAGGAUUUAAUGUAACUAUUAACAUGAACAAGUUCGUUUGAUCUUUUACUUAUUGUUUGCUUUUUCACUUUUUAUGUAUAAGUUCCUUGACACUGAUAUAAGAAUCAGAGACCCAGGGUGUACAUUUUGAUUUAAUUAUGUUUCAAAUACUAAUGACAUCUAAUGUAUAGAAAGAUAGAAUGCAUCACUGAAUAGUUUUUAUGUGUGGUUCCUGUGUGCCUACAUUUUAUAACCCCUGUUGCUCUCUAGGCCAUAAACAAGAAACCCUAUCUAACCUUGUAAGUUGCACAAAUGGUUAUGUUCUAGUUAACAUCAGAGUGUAAAUCCAAACAUCUCCAUGAAGCUUCCUGAAAUGUCCUAGGGACAAGGGAAGUGAGAUAGGGACUGGAAUGCAAACAACCCUUCUGAAGGCCUGGUUAACAAGGAAAUGGUGAUAGAAAUGCAACAUUUGAGACCAAAUAGCCAGGACACUCUUGGGGUAUCUCAAGGUGAUUGCGGGGGUGAAUAUAUAGAACCAGUGUGAGAACCAGUGUGGUGUAGUGGUUAAGAGUGGUAGUCACGUAAUCUGGGGAACCGGGUUCGCGUCUCCACUCCUCCACAUGCAGCUGCUGGGUGACCUUGGGCCAGUCACACUUCUUUGAAGUCUCUCAGCCCCACUCACCUCACAGAGUGUUUGUUGUGGGGGAGGAAGGGAAAGGAGAAUGUUAGCCGCUUUGAGACUCCUUAAAGGGAGUGAAAGGCAGGAUAUCAAAUCCAAACUCUUCUUCAACCAUAUAUGUUUUACUUGUCGUGUAACCUUUCUUGAUGUAUGUAGAAGGAUGUUUAUGUUUUGAGAAUGCUUAGGUGUUUUAUGACUCUUUGUGUGCUGUGCCUAUAAAACCCUUGUUUUAAUUCUUCUUAAGUGGUGGUUUGACUAGAAUAGCCACAUUAAGUUGGUCCUUUUGCAAUAGUAUCUAAUGAACUCCAAGUCCCUAACUGGAUCUGCUGAAUCUUGCUGUAAUUCUCUUGGUUCCGUGUUUUAUUUUAAAGCUGUCCCCUCACCUGGGUAACAAGUGGUGUAAAAGUAAAUUCUUUCCACACCAUCAAUUCUUUUUACCUCUUCACAGUGUGCCUGAAGUGUAAUUGCUACCUAAACCUCUCAGCUAGAACAUUUGCUCCUGCCCUUUGCUGAUGGCACAUAAACUAGAAUGGAUUUUGAAAUGAAUCCAGCUCAAAGAGUCCACAUUAGGGAUGGAUGAUGGGCUUGUGCAUACAUGGGAGAGCCUGUAUGGUAUAGAGGUUAGAGUUUUGGAUUAGGACUGUAGAGAUCCAAAUUCAGGUGCCCAUUCAGCCAUAAAGGUCACUUCAUGAACUUUGGCCAGUAAUUAUCUCUCAGCCUAACCUACCUUAUAGGGCGGUUGUGAGUAUAAAAUGAUUGAGGAAGACUAUGUUUGCCAACUUGUGGUCUUUGGAGGAAAGUUGGGGUUAAUAAUAAUAAUAAUAAGUCCAGUUGUUCUGUUUCUAAGCAUUCUGUCUCUUUUCAGGAAACUUGUAGAUUCUGAACCACAGGUAAAUGGUACAACACACCAUGCAAAUUCCUCAGUGAAUACUGCAGCCCAAAAAACCACCUCCGUUAUUAAAAGUGAAGCGGAUUCUGGAAAACCAAAACAAAAGGAUACAGAGGCAGAUAAUAACAAGCAGGUAGGCCCCCUUUCUGACAUUCCCUGAUCUUUGAAUAACUAUUCAUGCAGAAAUCAAUCCAUCUCUGAAAGCUGUAGUUCAGGUCUUGCAGCCCUGGUCUUUUGGGUGUAAUUUCAGUUUCCAGCAACUUAGUGUAUUUAGGGUGCCCUGGUUCAUCACUAUGUAUAAAGACUGCUACACACCCCUUUUACCCUCAAAACCACAUCCUUUGUAGUGCCUCUUUCAUUUCAACAUUAAAUUGAUUCUCAGGUAGUUUUCUUGUCCUGCCCAGCCCCAAGAAUGCAACACCUUUAUUUGGAGUUAUUUCUGCUGCCGACACCUUUUUACUGUGCAGUUCUGCCAUUUUAGGUUUCUGACUGUGUUCCUGAGCAAAAGAUUCCUGCGCAGAGCACCUCACAAAGCACCAGCCCAGCUACCUCUAAUUCGCCCUCACCCACCUACAUUCCCCGGCGCAGAACAGGUAGGUACCCAGCCAUUUGGUCAUCAAGAGCAUCCAUAAAAUCUUAGGUUUUUUCUUCUUCUGUACAUGAUACCCUGUUUCCCCAAAAAUAAGACAGUGUCUUAUAUUAAUUUUUGCUCCCAAAGAUGCACUAGGUCUUAUUUUCAGGGGAUGUCUUAUUUUUCCAUGAAAAAGAAUACGGUACACAUUUAUUGUUGAACAAAAAAAAGGGAAAUUUAUUACCUGUAUACGGUACAACGCCUUACGGUAGCUUCGGGGGCCUUAUAUUCCGGAGUGGCCUUAUUAUCGGGGAGGCCUUAUAUUUGGGGGAGGCCUUAUAUUACAGUGAGAGGCAAAACUGGAAGUAGGUCUUAUUUUCGGGGGAUGUCUUACUUUCGGGGAAACAGGGUAGUAUAGUGGAAUAUUGGCCUGGCUCUUAUCUUACAACUUUCACCUCUCUGCUAUAAGACUUCUUUAGUGGCAUUUGUUUUGAAAUUAUUCUUUAAACACAUAAGAAAGUAAGUUUCUUUGAAGUUAGAGAGGUUUAGUUCUAAGUAAGCAUGCACUGUUUAGAAUAUGGGCUUAUUGAUAAAAGAACUUCUAGUUCUUUUAGCUGCUUGGAAAGACUGUUACAUACAUGCACAUCACAUAUUUAAAUUCUCUAAGUUUCCCUGUGUUAUACGUUUGAAAAAAUAAGAUAGCAAGGAUGGAUGGACCCACAACUUGCAAUAAAAUAGUUCUUCUGAUGCAGCAGAGCAGGUUGAAAUCACAAAUGUGUUGAAAAGUUUUUUGCACACUUUAAAGUAAUAGCUUUAUCACCAGGCUGUUUCCUCUUAAUUGGAGUGACUAGAGAAAUUUGGCUCUGAACAGAAGGACAAUUUGCAGUUUGAGAUACACAUAGGGGGUUCAUUAGAUUCCAGAGCCUGGGAAAGUAGUUUUCAAUCAUAGCAAUCCUAGAAAAAUGCAAAGAAUCUUCAAAUAGUGAAUACAGGCAAAGAAAAACUGGAACUAAGGCUUCCAACAUGGUGUUCUCUAAGGCUUCCCUUAAAAUAUUUCACUUCCCUUUCAGCAGCCUACCAUCUUAACCCUUUUGGAAAAUUCCCUCAGGCUAACACAUCAGUGUGUGGUAUUAUGGCUAGACAAGUGCAGAGACAGAACCCAUAGGACCUGAACAUCAUUAAUGUCUGUGAAUGUGACAUUCCAUUGUUGCACCCAUAACCUAGGUUUAAGGUGACAUUUAGCUCCUAGCUUUCAUACCUCAGUUUGGCUGAGGGGCUAGUGAGGUGACAACUAACUCUUAUGUUUGUUUGUACCAACAAGAAAUUAUCUUAAUUGUUAAGAAAAUUGUAGUGCCAAUUUGUCCAUCAGCAAGACUUAUCUCUGCCUUCAGCACGCAAGCAGCUCCCUAAACGUAAAGCAGAGGAAGAAGUCAGUAACCAUGAUAGCAUCCAGCAGGAACAUUGUACCAAAAGAUGGAAAGGAGAUGAUGAGGAUGGAGAGGGUGAGUACUUUCUGAUGCCUGGUUGGAAGGCUGAAGAAAGGUACAAGGUGAUAUCCAGAUAUCCAGACUGAACCUUCUUUGAAUUCUGUUAGACCUUGUCUUCUCCUUCUUGUGUAGGCACAAAAGGGGAGCCAGAUGAGGAGUCCAUCAAGACAGAAGAAAUGAAAGAUGAUAAUUCAGAACUGGUGCAGGUAAAAAUUGAGGUAGAUGCAGAGGAAGAGACAACAGCAGCACCCCCUAAGCCAUCCAGCAAGCCCAUCUCUAAUUUUUUUGGUGAGCAUAUGGUAGAUGCAAAUAUUCAUGCUCAAAUGAUAGUACUUCUAUUAGAUCCCCACUGAGAAUGUUGUGUGGGAAUGUAUCCUUCUUGUGUAGGUACAAAAGGGGAGCCAGAUGAGGAGUCCAUCAAGACAGAAGAAGUGAAAGAUGAUGAUUCAGAACUGGUGCAGGUAAAAAUUGAGGUAGAUGCAGAGGAAGAGACAACACCAGCACCCCCUAAGCCAUCCAGCAAGCCCAUCUCUAAUUUUUUUGGUGAGUAUAUGGUAGAUGGAAAUAUUCAUGCUCAAAUGAUAGUACUUCUAUUAGAUCCCCACUGAGAAUGUUGUGUGGGAAUAUAUCCAUGGCCCCAUUUAGAAACCACUAUAUGAUGAGAGUUUUGGAUUCUUGAAAAUAAAGGAUUUUUUAAAAAAAUAUAGUCAGAAUGGUUGUGAAAGGAAAUUUGAAAGGGAUUGGCAAAGAGCUUUGUGUGGAAGAAAGAAUACCUUCUACACCAGUACUGUACUGCAUAACACGGAGAUAACAGAUGCCAGGAGGUUUGUGGGUCUCCCUCUGAAGACUGUUUGGAAACUUCAGCUGGUGCAGAAUUCAGUGGCCAGGUUGCUCACUGGGGCAAGAUGGUCUGAGCAUGUAACACCAAUCCUGGUCCUACUGCACUAGCUGCUAUUAGCUUCUGGACCUAAUUCAAAAUACUACUCAGGACCACAAUACCUCAAGGUCUGCCUCCCCAUAUGAACCAACCCAGACCCUGCACACUUCAUCUGAGGCCCUUCUUCAUGUGCCGCCUCUGCAAGAAGUCCAGAGGUCAGCAACACAAAAACGGGCAUUUUCUGCAGUGGCUCCUCAUUUGUGGAAUGCUCUAUCCAGUGAGGCUCACCUGGCCCUAUCAUUAUACGUCUUUAGGUGACAGGCAAAAACUUCCCUUUAUAACCAGGCCUUUUUUACUUUUAACUAUUUGUGGUCUUUUUAGAAGUGAAUGGGAUGUUUUUAAUGUAUUCCUCUUUCAUCUUGAUUUUAAUGUAUCUAUGUGGGGUUUAUUGUCUGUUUGUUUGAUUGAUUGGAAGUUGCUUUGGAUUGCCCUGGGCAAGAUAAAGCAACUGACAAAUUUAAUAAAAUAAAAAAGGAAAAUGAAAAAUAAGAAGUGAUUCUGAAAUCUCACUGUUGAUAGCCCAAGAAGGGGCUAAGAGUCUGGCCUACUGCAGAAUGCUUCCAAAGUCUUAGACUUGGUUCCAGUACCUCCUAAGUUUGUGGUAAUUCUCAUAGAUUAAUCAGUACUCCAAAAUAGUUGUUCUACCUAUGGAGGGAAACUGCCACAUUUGUCUCAUUUCUGCCUUAUAGCCCCUCGGAAAGCCUCUGUGAAGACAGAGAAAAAAGAAGUGCCGGUGAUAGGAGGAAGCAUGUCUGCACCAAAGAGCCUUAAUGGCCAUGAAUCCAAUAGCAAAGCUGACUGGCAAGUGAUCAGUGCCAUUUGAGGCACUAUAUUUCUUUUGUGUUACCACCAGGUUAGGACUCUAGAGUAGCAUGCAGGAAUUCAUACAAUUGCCAGCCACUCUGAAUGGAAGCAAGCUAGUUUUUGCUCACUUGGGAGAGUUGAUUGGAGGGAAAACCAAAGGUAAUGGUAGCAGCACAGUAAGAGAGACUGUAAAGUGUUUUGUCCACAGAAAAAAAACCACCAUAGAUGAGAAUAAAUUCAAAUAUUUCUGUUUUGGACUGUUCUGGGAGCCCCACAAUUGUACAUGUUAUGUUUGUUAUUUCUAACAACAGUAAUGAUGGUGGUAAGAAGUUAGGGCUGGCAGACAGUGCCUUGACAAACUUUGAACUUUCUCUUUCACUGUUUGUAUAGAAGAAUUGGUCUAUGUUUCUGCUCAUUCCCAAGUAAGGAAUCCCACCACAAUCCCCCUUCAUUCUUACCCAUCUUCUCUCCUGCAUAAACUAGGCAUACUUUGAGAAUCUCCUUGUCCAAGGAGACACUUGAAUUGAUGGUUGUGGUCAGUGCUUUCCCCCCCUAGAAAAAUAGGUACUGGUACUCGCCAUGAAGCUGUUAAAGUAAGUGUCACUUUUUAACAAAAAAAAGAGAGGUGCCGGUAAUGUGUACCCUUGAGUACUCCCUGAAAAAAAAGCACUGGUUGUGGUCAUUAUUGGCCCCAUCAUUCACUUGAUGAGUUGCUAAUUUAACUUAGUUGUCUUCUCUGUUCCUUGUCACAUUUGUGAAGGCUAUCCCUAGAGCUUUGAUUAGCUUAGUACUGAUUAUAAGAAAAAGCUAGUAACUCCAAUCCCAGACUGGGUAAAGAAUGCCUGGGGAAAUAAUAUGUGUUGAUCUGGGUCUUGGCUGGCUUUGUGGGAAGAGUUGAGGUUACUAAUAUUUCUCAAGGUGCCAUUGAAUUCCACACCCUCAAGUAGUCUAGUCACAUGUGGGGUCUAAAAUGGUUUUGACUAUAUUAUUUUUAUCUUCUUCUAACUAAUGUGUAUUGAGUAAUGCUAGAAAGUUUCAGCUCUUGUCAGUGCUAGUUUGUCUAAAUAAGAUGACCAACUUUGAACCAUUUUGGAUCCUAUCAGUCUAUCUUUAGGAGAGGUCUAUAAAUAACCACUUGCUUGUGCUGAGCCAAAAAUUAGCAUCAGGAGAUGGAGAGUUAUUGUAAACAAAGUAACAGUGGAUUAUGCAUGUGCAGGUGAACUAAUUUAUUUUAAGAGAAAAAGGUUAAUAGUUUGAAACCUUUGUGGACUUAUUUGCUAAGUUGCCUGAACACAUACAUGACGAUCACAGUCAAACUGCAUGCCUACUUCCUACUUUUAUAGUUCUGCCAAGCCAUCUCUUACACUUGAGCCUACAAAUUACAACCCAAUGAAGGGAAAUUAUCAUCCUGUAAACGAUGCUUGUUGGGGCCCUGGCCAGAGGUAAGUGCUGUUGGAGUGGGGGCCUUUUUUGUGUGACAGAAGGCUGUUAGUCUCAACCCUUGUUUCCAUAGUCUACCUUCAUACACCCCUUAUAAUCCAAGAACCAGAGAGCAUAGAUUACAAGUGGCUAACCUGUGACCCCCAGAUGUUGUUGGACUCCCAACUCCCAUCAACUCCAGGCAGCAUGGCCUAUAGUCAGAGAAGAUGGCAGGCCAGCAACAUCAGGAAGGCUAAAGAUUAGCCAUCCUGUUUGGAUUAUCUGUUUUCAUGUUAGCCACAUUCAUGCUUGACCAUAGAAUCAUAGUGCUGAAAAUUACUGCAUUGAUCAUCUAAUCCAAUUCCUACCCUGAGGUCAGAUUCUAAACGGUCCAAAAAAGCACUCUUGUCAUUGGUUUGUCGCUCCAUGUUGGGGUGCUUUGCUUUGGUUGGAGGGAGAAAGUGGCUUUCUUCUAUGGUGUAUCUUGGUUUACUUGUUUCAGUCAAUGCAGAAGGCGGAUGGACUUUUUGGUAUGGCUUAAGGCUUUUUAAUACUCACAUUCUAUGACCACAGCCCUUGCCAGGCAAUGUAAAAGGUACAAGAAAGCAGCAACUGACUCUGUUGCCUGGUCCUUAUUUAGCUACAUGGCUCUGAACCAGUGUCAUGUCCUCAUUCCUCUGACAGGGUACCAUACCUGGCAGUAGCUCGUACCUUUGAGAAGAUUGAGGAGGAAUCUGCCCGGUAAGGUCACUUUCUAGAAUUCAUGGGAUGAAUGGGGCUAGCAUUUUAUCUGACCACAAGCUGUUCUAACACGCUUCUGAUCUAUGUUGCCAGGUUGAAAAUUAUAGAGACCCUGAGCAAUCUUUUCCGCUCUGUGAUUGCUCUGUCUCCAGAGGACUUGCUGCCCUGUGUCUACCUCUGUCUCAACCGGUUAGGCCCAGCAUAUGAGGGCCUAGAGUUGGGCAUUGGUAAAACCAUCCUCAUGAAAGCUUUGGCUCAGGCCACAGGUGAGUUUGCCCAGUUACAGUUACUGCUAAUCUCCAGGCAUUCAGCACCAAUGUAGUAAUGGCUGCCUCUGUCCUUAUCUAAAUGAUGAGACUGUCAGGAAUUCAUAAGAAAUUGGUGAUUGAGCUAGACCAUGGUGUUCAUGAUCAUCCUUCCUUCUGUAGGUCGUAAUUUGGACCAGAUCAAGGCAGAAGCAGCAGAAAAGGGAGACCUGGGUUUGGUUGCUGAGAGUAGCCGCACUACACAGGGUACCAUGUUUGCCCCACCCAAGCUUGAUGCUGCUUUUGUCUUUGGCAAACUUCAGGCCAUUGGGCGCAUGACAGGAAGCUCUGUAAGUAAUGGAUGAUUAGGCACGGAUGGUCAGGGACAAGCGUCAAGAGAAAGCAUUGGGUUAUCUGGGGAAGGGGCAAGAUUGAGGUCAGGUUAAGCCUAAAGCAGAGACUUAGAACCUCCAGCACAUGGGUCUAAUUUGGCCUGCUAUCCCCUUUUUUGUCAAGCCACACUCAUCUGUGGAGCAUGUAAAGACCUGGCUUAGCCAAAGGAGGUUUGCUAUGGUUUGUGCAAUAGGCUUUGCAAGACCUGACCACCAGUGAAACACUUCGAAAGGAGCUUUGCAACCAGUGCACUUGCCUGCACAGUUGGAUUUGAAACUGCAGGCAAAAAAGAUCAGCUGAUGUUAUAACACCAGAUGAUUGACAGGUGGACCAUCCUUUCCACCUACCAAAUUUGUGUUACACAGUGGAGAGAUAUAAUAAUUCUGGCCCACCAUCCAAAUCUAGUUCACCAUCCCCAAAGCGUUUCUCCUCUAAUGUGCAUUUGGUACAGCAUAUCUGAUGUGAUAUUUUCCAAGAAAGCACAGAUAAUGCUGUGCUAAAGGAGUAUACAUGUGUGGUACGAGGGCUCUCAAAUAGUACAAGGAUUCUAAAGCAGAGGGUUUUUCUCUGUACUUUUAGAUUGGGCUGUUCUUUUACUACAAAUCAUACAAAGGAUAGGCUACAGAGUCCCCAAGGGAACAUAGCUAUAAGCUAAUAUCUGGGAGGGGAGUUGUAAAAGCAUUAAAUUGAACACAAUUUUUGUGAGCUUGCUAUCUUCAUUCAUUCAUUUAAAAGCAUUUCUAAGCUACUUAAUAUUUAAAAAUCUGUAAGCAGUAUACAAAAAUAGCAUAAAAACAAUUAAAAGCAGUAAAACAGCAUUAUAAAAAGAGGAGCAGUUAAACACAGGUAUUCAGAAACAUCAGGGUCCAUUCUUUCAGGUCAGUGAAAGCUGGGCAAAAAUACAUGUCUUCACAUGAUGUCUGAAGCAACCAAGAUAUAUGCUUCAUGUAUGGCAGAGGAAUGGGGAUUCCACUGUAUUUCAUUAUAUAACACUAAAAAGAGUUCCUGAAGUAUGUGCCAGGUUGCCCUUCCCUCCAGAUGCAUCUCAACAUUAACUCCUAUUUGUGCCCCUUUCAGUCAAUGAACAAGAAGAUUGACAUUAUCAAGACUUUGUUUGUUGCUUGCCGCUAUUCAGAGGCUCGCUACGUUGCUCGGUGAGUGAGAUAUAUCUUCCUCUAGUGUGCCUCCUCUCAUAUCCUCACUUUAGCACCUCCAUACUGCACCCCUGUAACAUUCUGUUCCCUAAAACUAUACUGUAAGUUAUUUCUUCCACUCCUAUCUUACCCGUUGGUUUAUUGUUGCCACACACCACCCUAUUUCUCAAUCCCCACUCCUAAUAUCCCUGCUUCCAACAAACACAGACCCAUUCACACAGAGUUCUCUUAGAGUUCUCCUAGAGCCCUCAAUGCCAGCCUUGUAAUGUUACAAUUGGGGUUUUUUUCUUGUAUCACAGGUCACUAGAAGGAAAACUGAGGAUUGGGUUAGCAGAGCAGUCUGUCCUGUCUGCUCUGGCCCAGGCAGCAUCACUCACUCCUCCAGGACAAAGUGAGUUCAGGAUACAGUACAGCAGUGAGGGUUGGAGCUGUGUUGUGUUGCAGCUGGGAAUAGUUAGUGUCCAAUGUCAAGCAUUUGGAUGUUGCAUGUAGGGAAUUUGGUGCCAUCCACAGGACAAGAGUAUUGUGUAUUUUGCAAUUGGUCAGAAUUAAAUGCAAAUAAAUGGGUAUCUUAUUUCCAAAGAUGAGAUUUUGUAAGAAUGUGGAAUUUGAAGCUUUGAGACAUGGAGGAGAAGGAAUAGGAGAAAGACAAAAAGUUGGGCUGUGGUAGCCAUGAAUGAUACGGAACGUUGCAAUAUAUUUAAGCACGCUCAGCUUCCCUUUGUUUCCUGAUCUGUUUCCAGAUACUGUCUAUGUAUAAAAACUUCCUUGUUAUCUCGCAAGCUUAAGGGUUAGGAAUUAAAAUUGAAAACUGUGUUUAACAGAUUCUGUAUUUUUCAUAGUGAAAUCAUAAACAAAAAGGCACAUCCCAGCUAUAGGGACCUUAGCAGUUUAUAUGUGAGCCACUAGGAAUAGAUAUAUUUCUUCCCUCUAUAGAAUUUCCCCCAGGAGUUUUGGAUGCUUCAAAGGGCAAGUCUGCAGAAGUGCGCAAAAACUGGUUGGAUGAGAGAGCAUUGAUUAUUAAACAGGCCUUCUGGUAAGUAACAUUGUGCUUAAUGUUCAGACCCAAUUGUUUUUCAUCUGUCCCUAGUUCUCUGUCUUCAGAGACUGAAUUAGCUAAAGUUUCAAAGAGCAAUGGGACCUCAGGGAAUAUCAGAUCUUUUUGCUCUCAGCCACGUGUAUGUGGGCCUUUCCAGUCUAAAAUAAAUAAGUGUAUCCAUUCUGGGCUGAUAAGAAUAACCAUGUGUGGUAAAAUAGUAAUCGUGGGCACUGUUAAUCUGCUAGUUUGCAUUUUAUGUGUAAACUCAGCCUACCCCACAAAAUGCCUAAAUGCACUCCUUGUUCUGGGGAGGGAAGGGGAGAGGGUUGCUCUUAUUGUAUUGUAAUCAGAUUGGAGUGCAAAUUAUCAAAUUAGUAAUAAAAUGUGCGUUUUUCUCACGUUAGCCUUUCUUUCCUACAACCUGGAGCCUGAUAGAACUUUCUGCAAGAGCAAAUACAUGCCAGAGAAGACAUACAUAGCCAUAGGGAGUGCUGCAUGAGUAGCGCUGGCUUCUGAAUCAGCAGCCUAGCGCUGCAAGCAGUACUACUCUUUUGCAAGACCUUGGCUUGGAACCAAAGCCUUAGCAGAAAUCUUAAGUCAUUCUGGUUUACUUUGUUUUCAGUGAGCUGCCAAAUUAUGAUACUAUUGUGCCUGUCCUUCUGGAACAUGGUGUGGAGAGUCUGCCUCAUCACUGCAAGAUCACACCAGGUACCUAGAACAUUUAUCUUGUGUGUGGAAGGAAAUUUAAUGUAUUGCUUUCAGCAGAGUGUUUACCUCUUUUCCAGAAUUAUUUAUUCUCCUACAAGGAAGAGGGAAUCUUCUGAUGGGUUGGUCCUCCCUCUCACACCAAUAUGCAGGGCUAUUCAAAUUAGCUGCAAUACAAGGGAGAAAGUCCCUCUCAGUUCUAGUCCUGCCUCUGAUCAGGGUUCUGGCUAGCUCCACCUUUUUUGCUGAUUCUGCCUAGAAUUUUUUUGUCCUUCUCUCAGUUUUCUUCUGAAAACUGUUAACCAGUACAAAACAAAAAUUUCUAAAAAACAUAUGCUUUCAUUUACAGAAACAAAAUAAACCAGUUUCUAAUCCUCUUGGUUGUGGGUGUAUAUUUUAAAACACAGAUGUUGUCUAUAACAACAGUAAGAAGUGAUUCUGUCAUGCAUGACUUCAUGUUUUGGAAUCUCUUAAAUUGGGAACUCCAUACUUAAAUUGGGAAGAAUUAAUAAUAAUAAUAAUAAUAAUAAUAAUAAUAAUAAUAAAUUUAUUACUUAUACCACGCCCAUCCAGCUGGGUGUCCCCAGCCACUCUGGGUGGUUCCCAACAGAUUAAAAACAGAAUAAAACAUCAAACAUUAAAAGCUUCCCUAAAUAGGGCUGCCUUCAGAUGUCUUCUAAAAGUCAGAUAAUUGUUUAUUUCCUUGACAUCUGAUGGAAGGGCGUUCCACAAGGUGGGUGCCAUCACCGAGAAGGCCCUCUGCCUGGUUCCCUACAUCUUUCAGUGAGGGAACCACCAGAAGGCCCUUGGAGCUGGACCUCAGUGUCUGGGCAGAACAUUGAGGGUGGAGACGCUCCUUCGGGUAUACUGGGCUGAGGCUAUAUUAAUAGGGGGGGAAAUGUUGAGCUUCCCUUGCCCCUUCUCCAUUACCAUCAUAUGUUUCCUGAAUCCUGUUCUUUUCCAUACAGGGAUCUCUGUCACUUUCCCUUCCAAUGACUUGCUGAUUAAACUGUUGUUGCAAAUCUCAGCUUGUGUACUUUCCCCACAGGGAUUCCACUGAAGCCCAUGCUGGCUCACCCAACAAGGGGAAUUGGGGAGAUAUUAAAGCGAUUUGAAGAGGCAGCUUUCACCUGUGAAUACAAAUACGAUGGGGAGCGAGCACAGGUAAGGAUGCUAAGGAUGCAUGGUGUAAGGCCAAAAAGGGGAAUCCACCCCCAUCCCUUUUCAAUUUGUAGCUCAAGCUCAACUGUUUCGUUUCUCACAGAUACACAUCCUGGAGAAUGGAGAAGUGCACGUCUAUAGCCGGAACCAAGAGAACAACACAACAAAGUACCCCGACAUUGUCAGCCGUAUCCCCAAGGUGCAGCAACAUUUAGAAGUAUGGGAUGAAGGGAGUGCAUAACUAGGAGGGAACAGAAUGUGGUGGAGGCUUGCUAACACAGGGUCAUCUCUAUAGCUACUGGGUCUCAAAAGGGUAGCCAAGCUAAAUCCACUCCCUUGUUCAGGUAAAAAGGAGCACUGUGCAAUCAUGCAUUUUGGAUGCAGAAGCUGUUGCCUGGGAUCCUGAUUCCAAACAGAUCCAGCCAUUCCAGGUACUCACCACCCGCAAGCGCAAGGUAAGUGGCCUCUGCUGGAUUGUUUUACAAAAAUAUUAAUCGGGUAUGGUGCACACCAUAGUUAUAAUGAGGUGGAUUAUGUUUGGAUUGGGGAAGGAGGGUAUUGCAUGUGGGUGUUAUGGCUUUGGGAAUAAGAGUACCUUCCAUGAAUAAAUUGUGCGGCAUAUGGAAAGAUUUCUCUUCUAGCAUCUGUUAGUUGGGGUGUGCAAGAGACGUGAGGAAAAAUAAAACCAAUAAGCAGAAACAUUUCAAAGAAAUUUUCCUGUGGAAAUUUGUACUUCCCCUUUUCUCUGACUGCACCUUUAUUCUCCAGGAUGUAGAGGCCACAGAGAUCCGAGUGCAGGUUUGUGUGUAUGCAUUCGACAUGCUCUUCCUUAAUGGACAGGUAAGUGUAUCCAGUAUGACCUGGAUCUUUGGUGCUUUCAGUCAUUUGUUUUCCUGAUGCCCUGCUUUAGGCCUUCCUCACCCCACUGGAGUCCCUGUUCUGUAUCUGCCUUUCAAAAUGCGUAAUUGUGCAUCUUUCCAGUCUCUAGUCCGGAAACCCCUAUCUGAGCGCCGGGCUUUGCUUCAUGAUUCCUUCAAUGAAGUUGAAGGCCAGUUCCUGUUUGCAACCUCCAUGGACACUAGUAACACUGAUGAGAUAGCAGACUUCCUCGAAUGCUCCAUCAAAGGUAUUGUGGGGAUAGUGGUGGCUCAUUGUUCUCCUUGCCACUGUAUUAUUUCACAUAAGAAGCUCUAGACUCCUGGGGAGCCCCCCAAAAUAAGAGCCAGUGUGCAGUCAUGGGUAGGAGACCCAGGUUUAAUUCUGUGCUUAACAUGAAGCUCACUGAGUGACCUUGAGCAUGUCCCUCUUUCAGCCUAACCUAUUUUAUAGUAUUGUGAGGAUAAUGGGGGAACCAUGUGGACAGCUUAAAGCUCCUUAACAAAAGGAGCAGGAUAAAUAAAUGUGCCAUAGAGGUUGGGAUAAUAAGGAUGGUUUGUCUCCCUCAGACUCAUGCGAGGGGCUGAUGGUGAAAACGUUGGAAGUGGAUGCCACAUACGAAAUUGCAAAGAGAUCUCACAACUGGCUGAAGGUGAGAACAGAAUCGCAGUCCAGCUUGUAGUGCCACCUGGCAAAAGAAAGUCUGCUUUAACUCGACUGACCUGAGGCAGAAGUGAAGAUUCUGCCCCCUUCCUUUCCCAAAUUGGCUGUGCUCUUGUUGGAGGGAGGAGGGCAUCUUAUUUAUUUUCCUCCUUGCUUCUUCAUUUGAAUAAAAUGUCCUUAUGGAAUGCUGACAAUGAUAUUAUAAGCAAAAAUUCAUAAAAGCAACGUUAUAUACCUCAAAUUCAGAAUCAAAAUUUGCAUCAUUUGAAAGUUCUAGACAAAGAUACAAGUUCAGCCCAUAUGCCUGAACAGACAAGUUGCUCCACUUAGUAACUCUGUUUUCCAUACCAGCUUAAGAAAGAUUAUCUGGAGGGUGUUGGCGACACCUUGGACCUUGUGGUGAUCGGUGCCUAUCUGGGCAAGGGCAAACGUGCAGGCGUAUAUGGUUGUUUCCUCUUGGCUUGCUAUGAUGAGUAUAGCGAGGAGUUCCAGAGCAUCUGCAAGGUAAGGCAUUCCCAGGACCACCCAACUGUUAAGGACACUUGGCUUAGUGGUGCCCUGUAGCAUCAAGUGCACCUGGCCCGAUACUUUAAAAAGUACUUUUGUUUGUUGCCGUUUUAUAAGUUAAAAGGCAGGAGGGUAGAUGAAAGUAGUCUGAGAAGUAAACUGAAUGGGUCUUGCACUUCCCACAUCAUGUCCAGUGCAUGGGUUUGCCAGCUCUGCAAGGCAACACUUCCCUAACAGCCAUGUUUCCCCUCUACUCUCAGAUAGGCUGUGGAUUCACAGAUUAUGACCUAGAAGAAUUCCACACCUCUCUCAAGGUAGGAGCUUUUUUCUGCUCUGACAAACUAUCCUCCUGUAUGUCCCUCCAUGCUUGGAUACAGAAGAAAUUCUCAUUCCCCCCACCCCCACCUUAUCGCUUUACAAGGAAUUUCUAUUUAUGUGGAGUUAGGAGUGGCAAAGAAGGGAGCCCAUCCUCCUUGGAUCUGGCCUUCUGCCCUAGUCAACUAUUUCUUGAUUUAUAGGGGAGAAACGCCAGUGUUCUGGGUCCUAUGCCUAGAGAGUCUUAGUGGACACCCAACCCUCAGCUAUAAGUAGAGCCCAGAGGAAGAUUGUGCAAACUCCUCUGGACUAGUCCAUACAAAUACUACUUAUUCUAGUCUCUAUAUUGCAGGACUAUGUGAUUCCACAGCCACGACCCUACUAUCGCUGGGGUGGAACAGCUGAGCCUGACCACUGGCUAGAGGCUCAGCAUGUCUGGGAGGUGAGGUGUGCUGACUUAUCCAUUUCUCCAGUCCACAAAGCAGCAGCUGGUUUGGUGAGUGAUUGAAGGGCCAUUGGUGAGAGAUCGUAUGUAUGAUAAUUCUACACUAAACCUCUCAAAACUAUCCGUAGGACAGGCUUAGAUGCAUAUACUUCACUUACCUGCUUUUUGUUCCUGAACUGUCCCACCCUGGAAUAAAUUUGUAUGAAGGGCAGUACACACAUACCUAUUUUUUGUUCACAUUAAUCAUUCUGAUUAGAUACAUUGGCUAGAAAUUGGCUAGAACUCCAGAUAACAUAUUUUGGGGGAAACUGCCUUGUACAAAUAAGGCACUAAACUUCUGACCAGCAAGUCCUUCCACUGCAGGUUGAUGAAGAAAAGGGCAUCUCCCUCCGCUUUCCCAGAUUCGUACGCAUCCGUGAUGAUAAGAAACCAGAGGAAGCCACUGCCAGUACUCAGGUACAGUGAUGGGAGGAUACAUAUGUAUGGGAUUGUAGUCUAUGGGUCUAUUAGUCAUUGUCUGUUUGCAGACUGUGCAGAGCCAUCUCUUCCUUUUACUACUCUAGUAUUCAAUUUCUAUAGACCGGCUAAGAAGCGGGUGAGGAGGGAGAAGGGAUCAUCUUCAGGUUUUCUUGACAGAUAUGUGACAUGCAAGAGAUUGGCCUCGUUUUUCUUUGGAAACAUAUUCAGUGGUACCUCGGGUUAAGAACUUAACCUGAAACUGUUCAUAACCUGAGGUACCACUUUAGCUAAUGGGGCCUCCUGCUGCUGCUGCACGAUUUGGGUUCUCAUCCUGAAGCAAAGUUCUUAACCCAAGGUACUAUUUCUGGGUUAGCAGAGUCUGUAACCUGAAACGUCUGUAACCCGAGGUACCACUGUACAAUUUGGGACAAUAAGGAACCAGCUCCCUCCAGAGAUCUAAAGGUUUAGGAACACUGGGCAGUAUUCGAACACAUUCCUUCAGCACAAGGAAUUCUGCUUGCACAAUAGGACUUCCUCCCUCUCCUCCCCACUAUGUGCCCCAUGUCCUCCCCAGAGAAUUAGGAGAACCCCCUAGAACUGAAUUAGGGUGAAUGUUCCAUUGUGCAAACAGAAAUCCUUGCGCUGACAGAAUGUUCUCCAUAGUGCUAUGUUGGAUUCCACCCACUGAAACUGUAGAUAAGGACUAGGUAGCAGUGUGCAGGGUUACUAUGGUGAAUGGCAAUGGAAAAUGGACAGCUUUCCAUAAUAUUUCUCUGGCUGCAGGUGGCUGAGUUGUACCGGAAACAGCAGCAGAUUCUGAAUCAGCAAUCAGUGGAAAAAGGAGAUGAUGAUUUCUACUAAUCCUAUUCAUCUGAUUGUGAAAGGGUUUUUGCUGAACCCCUCUUGGAGUCAAGGUAGAACCUUGGUGCCCUCUUCAGACUUUAUCUAAUGAAUGUACCCCACCCAAUCUGUGGUGCUGUGGUAGAGAUACAAUGAGGCAUGUUCUGAUAAGGCCCUGCUGCUUUCCCUGCGCUUGCCCAAAUGCAGGCAUAUGUUGAGUUGAUGAUGGUCUGUUAAUAAACCCUUGUAUUUUUUGGUAA
This is a messenger RNA of Podarcis lilfordi (Lilford's wall lizard), 20958 nucleotides long. Lineage: Eukaryota; Metazoa; Chordata; Lepidosauria; Squamata; Lacertidae. The record is from the annotation of a GenBank genome assembly.